ACCUUUUAUUAGCUCACUAUCAACAGCUAAUUCCAACAACUACCAACCUGCAUCCGUCUCUGAACCAGUCAUGUCAAAUGGUACAGAAGAGGAACCAGAAGCUAAAAUACCAAAACAUGAAGGCGGUUUACUGAUAGCACUAGUCUAUACGCUUCUCACACAUCAAAAGAUUAAAUUACCUAGUUUGUAGGGAAGGGUGUGUACAAUACUUAUAAACAUUUAUUUUCAUGUAAUUAUUUUUUUUUAUGUAUAUUUUACUAACCUUAGUUCAUCGAAAAAUGUUCCAUUUUAUUAACAAACAGAACAGAGAGCUAUUUGUGACUCAAUUAUGUUUGGUAUGCUAAUAUUUGCAAAUUGAACCAUUAUUUUAUGAUGUAUUUGUUUCUCAAAAUUAUUAUUCUUUCCCUCGUCAAAAAAUAAAAUAAUAUUUAAAUUGUUUCACAUUAGGUUAUAGUUUAAUAUUUAUUGAACUAUGCAUAUGUUAGAACUCAGAAAAAAAAAUAUUUAUUUAUCAGAAAAUCAUCAUUAAAUAUGUUAAUACAAAUAUUAAAUUGCCAGUGAAAAAUUCAUCAAAAUUUCCAAAAUUUAGCAACUUUUCUUCAUCGACGACUUAAAUCUUAAAUAUUAUCUUAAUAAAGUAAUAGAGUAGGUUUAAAAUACUGUUAUAUCAUGGUUGCUAAAUUCUUUUUUUUUUUAAUGGUUAAUGGAUGCAGGUAAAUUUUCUAGAAUCAUAUUAUUCAUCCAAAAUGUUGUGUUUGUUUUGGAUCAAUUGAUUUCAGUUUUGGAGUUAACUUUCAAAUUGGUCCAUUUGGUAGGCCUGUGGUUGUUUAAAAACGUUGUAAGUAUAAUUGACGACUAAAUUAGGAGAAUUUAAACAUUUAUCUACUUUAUAUUUUAUUUUGGUUUGUUUUUGUUUUCGUCAUGCUCUUCUGUGUUGUCUCCGGACCAAUAUCCCUCUACUAGCAAGUGCAGCCACCUGAACAAGUCAGGCCUACUACCCGUUGCGGUUAAGGUCUCUAAUGGAAACACAAUGUUUGCUCAUACCAUAAUGGUGUUAUUUGAUACAUAUUAAACAUUCAGCAAAUAACAUAUUUAAAUUAAAUACAUUAACAUUUAAACAAUUAAUACAUUUCCUAUAAAUUAGUAAAUAUUAUUUCCUCCUAUUCUACAUUGUAUUUAAAAACAUUUUUGCUGUUUGUUUAUUAAAAAUAUAGUUUUUGCAACUUUUUAUAGAUAAUUUUAAAGAACGACAUGUUUUAAAUAUUUAGAAAAUUAAUUUAAUUGUGUUUAUAAUUUUUUCUUAUAACUUAUAAGUGAAAAAUAUAUAUUCAUUUAUUUGCUGAAUAGUAUUUUAUAAAAUUAUAAUUAUGUCAAUGCUUAAGAUAUCUUAGUUGCAUAAAUUAUUUGAUAUAUAUAUACAUAAAAUAAAUUAUAUUCUUUUUCAGGCAAUAUUUAAUUCUUACUUAAUUAUUCUUAAAAAAUAAAUCAUCUUGACGUUUUAUGUUUAUAUCCUCUUGAGUUAAAUUAUUUUAUUAACAUGUUUUUUCCUUUCAGUGAAUGGAAAUGCAUCAUUCACUACUGCACCGUAUGAUUUCAAUCAAGUUGGAACUUUAAUCUCAGGUCCUGGUUCAAGACUUGGUAUUUUAGGUGCACUUGCUGCUCCUUUAAUCAAAUUAAGUACAGAACAAAAUGAAGCUGUUGCCAAAGCCAAAAAAUAUGCUAUGGAACAAAGUAUUAAAAUGGUAUUAAUGAAACAAACAUUAGCCCAUCAACAACAACAAGCCAAGUCAUUCCAUCGUCACCAAGCUUUAAUAUUAAUGUGCAGAGUGUAUGUUGGAAGUAUUAGUUUUGAACUUAAAGAAGACUCAAUUAAACAAGCGUUUUCACCAUUUGGUUGUAUUAAAUCAAUUAACAUGUCUUGGGAUCCAAUUACUCAAAAGCACAAAGGUUUUGCAUUUGUAGAAUAUGAAAUACCAGAAGCUGCUCAGCUUGCACUUGAACAAAUGAAUGGAGUAAUGCUUGGUGGUCGAAAUAUUAAAGUUGUUGGGCGUCCUAGCAAUAUGCCACAAGCACAAUCUGUCAUUGAUGAGAUUCAGGAAGAAGCUAAACAAUAUAAUCGUAUUUAUGUAGCCUCUAUACAUCCAGACUUAACUGAAGAUGAUAUAAAAAGUGUGUUUGAAGCAUUUGGCCCAAUUAGGACAUGUAAACUUGCACAAGGUAGUACACCAAACAGACAUCGUGGCUAUGGUUUCAUCGAGUACGAGGGUCGUCAAGCGGCUAUUGAAGCAAUAUCUUCAAUGAAUCUUUUUGACCUUGGAGGCCAGUAUUUAAGAGUUGGGCGUGCCAUUACUCCUCCAAAUGCGCUUCAUGGUCCUUCAUCUUCAAGUCAUAUGCCAACAGCCGCUGCUGUUGCAGCUGCAGCAGCUACAGCAAAAAUUCAAGCGAUGGAUGCAGUUGCUACCAAUGCGGUUUUAGGUUUAAGUAAAUUAAGUUCUCAAUUAGGUGCUCAAACAGCUGUCUUACCUGGUUUACAACAAUUACCUACUACAUUAGGUAUAACUCCUGCUGUUCCAGCUGCUACUAUACCACCGCCAGGAAUUGCUAUACCACAACAAAUUAGAGCUCCAGUACCAAUAAUACCAGGUACCACAGGAUUGAGUCCAGUUAUUCAACAAGCUAUACCUCCGCCAACACUUAUAAAUCCUACGCAAUUAGCUGCCCCUGUAAUUCCAACAGUAACAGCAGAUGCACAAAAACGGGCUGAUCAACAAAAAAAACAAGAAGAAUUACAAAAAAAAUUAUUGGAAGAAACUGAACCUCAAACAUUACAACAACAAGAAAAUAUGUCUAUUAAAGGACAAAGUGCUAGACACCUUGUUAUGCAAAAAUUAAUGCGGAAAACUGAGAGUAGAGUUGUUAUACUCAGAAACAUGGUUGGAGUUGAAGAUGUAGAUGACAGUUUACAAGAAGAAAUUCAAGAUGAAUGUAGCAAAUUUGGUGUGGUUGAACGUGUUAUUAUUUAUAAAGAAAAACAAUCAGAUAGUGUAGAUGAUGAUUCAGAUACAAUUGUAAAAAUAUUUGUAGAGUUUACACAGAUGUCAGAGGCCGAACAAGCUCGUGACUCCCUAAAUGGUCGAUUUUUUGGCGGACGUUUAGUUAAAGCUGAACUUUAUGAUCAAGCAUUGUUUGACCAUAGUGACUUUUCUGGUUGAAUCAGUUUAAAUGUCCAUUAUUAUAAUUAUAUGUAUAUUAUUUUACUUCACUAUUUAGUUAUUUUAAUAUUAACUCAAAUAUAUUAUAUAACUAAUUAUUUUAUUAUGUAUCUAUAAUAUUUUGUAAAUAAAAGAUUUUUUGCAAUUUUUA
Molecule: messenger RNA, 3363 nt
Organism: Metopolophium dirhodum (rose-grain aphid)
Lineage: Eukaryota; Metazoa; Arthropoda; Insecta; Hemiptera; Aphididae
Gene: hfp
Product: poly(U)-binding-splicing factor half pint
Exons: 10
Coding region: 1722-3212 (496 amino acids)
Biological process (GO): mRNA splice site recognition; alternative mRNA splicing, via spliceosome; regulation of alternative mRNA splicing, via spliceosome
Cellular component (GO): precatalytic spliceosome; catalytic step 2 spliceosome
Molecular function (GO): RNA binding
Source: RefSeq, a predicted model, not a curated record